CCAUCUCCCCUUCCUUCCCUCUCAUAAACUCUGCAACUUUCACCACCGCAAUCCGCCUCCGUACACAUCAUCGCUUCAAUCCACACGUCAUCACUUCAAUCCGUUACGUGAUUUCACGAGUUCUAUAAUUCUAUGUGUUCGCUGUGAAAGUGUGAAACCCUAGGUACUGUGAGUUGUGAGGUUUAAUAAUAAUUUUGAUGGCGAAUUCGUACGCUUCUUCUCCGGUUACUGCAUCGCAGGUCGGUUCGUACUUUGUUCAGCAGUAUUAUCAGGUGCUUCAGCAACAGCCGGAGUUUGUGCAUCAGUUCUAUGCUGAUUCCAGUACUGUUGUGAGAGUUGAUGGAGAAUCUACUGAGACUGCAUCUGCUAUAUUCCAAAUCCAUACACUUAUUCAAUCACUACAUUUUAGUGCAAUCGAGAUCAAGACAAUAAAUUCUCUUGAAUCAUGGAACCAAGGCAUCGUUGUGGUGGUUUCUGGUUCUGUGAGAUCGAAACUCUUCAAUGGCUGGAGGAAGUUUGUUCAGACGUUUUUCCUUGCACCACAAGAAAAAGGUUACUUUGUGAUGAAUGACGUCUUUCACUUUGUAAGUGAUGAGGUUACACAUCAUCAUCCAGCACCUGUGGCCCCCGAGACCAAAGUUGAUUCUCAACCCAUUAGUUCUACUCCCUCUGAGUUACUAGCCGGUGAAGAUACAUUAGAGGUUGAAACAAGGGAAAACUUCAAUAUGAUAAAUAUUGAAGGAAACAAUGAAGAGGAUUACUACAAUUCCCACGAACCACAACAUCUGCAACAAGAGGAUUACGAAAGUGAAUCCUAUGAAGAACAGCCACCACUGGAAGAACAUGUCCAACAUUCAGUGGAUUAUGUACAACAAGAACAACCUAUACAUCAUCAAAACACAGUUGAUGAGUAUGUUCAAGAGCCCGUGCAUCACAACACUGUAGAAUAUGCUCAAGAACCAGUUUCUGUUGUGGAAGAGCCUGUUGCAGAGCCUGUGAAAUUCACAUAUGCUUCUAUCUUGAGAUCGAAAGGGAAGUCUUCGCCAUCAGUUCCAGCUCAGCCACCGGUUAAUAAGAGCGUGACACCUGUCUCGGACUGGAGUCAGACUCCUGAACCCGUUGCUCAGCCGCCACCUGUUUCUUACGUGCCUGAAUCUACUACUCAGGUGCCACAGGAAUCUUACACCAAUGAAGAAGGUGAUUCAAAGUCUGUUUAUGUGAGAAACUUGCCUACUACUGUUACUACUCUUGAAAUUUUCCAAGAGUUCAAGAAUUUUGGUAAAAUCAAGCAGGAUGGUGUAUUCUUGAAGAAUCGUAAGGAUGUUGGUGUUUGUUUUGCCUUCGUUGAAUUUGAGGACUUGGAGGGUGUUCAAAAGGCAAUCGAGGCAUCUCCCAUUCAAUUAGCGGGACGACAAGUCUACAUUGAAGAAAGGCGAGCAAACAGCAGUGGCGCUAGUCGUGGAGGAAGAGGAAGAGGCAGUGCCGGCGGAAGAGGACGCGGUGAUGCGUCAAGAGGACGUUAUGGUGGCGGCUCUUACGCAAGAGGCAACGGUUUUCGUUAGAUUUUGGCCUACGGGCCAAACUGGCCAAGUUAUUGGAGGGUUUGUUUCUUUUAAAUUAUAAUGGUUUUGGUUUUUAAACAAAUGUUUGGGUUGUGAUUCUGUGUUGCAUUAUGGUGUUUCAGGGUUUUAGAGAAUUAUUGUACAUCGGUAUUUAUCUCUUCAUUGAUUGCCUUCAAUUUAAGAGAUGCAUGUUUUUGUUUCCUGUAAUUUUAAAUCAGCCGUGAGGGUUGACGACUUAAUCGGACCCCGCAUUUUUUCCUA
This is a messenger RNA of Helianthus annuus (common sunflower), 1823 nucleotides long. Its product is annotated as nuclear transport factor 2. The transcript is spliced from 9 exons. Bases 198 to 1562 code for a protein of 454 amino acids. The record is from RefSeq and is a predicted model, not a curated record. Lineage: Eukaryota; Viridiplantae; Streptophyta; Magnoliopsida; Asterales; Asteraceae. Gene Ontology annotation, cellular component: cytosol; ribonucleoprotein complex. Gene Ontology annotation, molecular function: mRNA binding.